AUGUCCAUUGCCAAGGUCGAGAAGCUUAUCGAUGAUCUCGAGCGCAAGGCCACCAAGGCCACGAAGAUUGUCGCCAAGGGCGAUAAGUUGACGUACGGCGAUGCCAUCAAGCUCGGUCGCAAGUCCAAUUCGAUGAUCUCGACCGUCAAAAAGGGUAUCAAAGAGUAUGAUGGCGCCAUCCCAACCGAUGCCGAGAGCGAACGCAUCCUGAAGAAGAUGCAGCAUCUUACGACCUUGGUCGAGGAGCAAGUCGACGCCCUCAUCGGCAUAAAGCCCCGCCUUGAGCACCUAAAGGUUGGUGGCCUGGUCAAACGUAAUCUUAAGAAGAUGGGCGAAGUGAGCGAGGAGCUGGAGAAGAUCAUGAUGGAGAAAGCACCCGAAUCACUCAAGCCCGAGGCGGAGAAGCUCGCUGCGCGGAGAAAGGUUGCGUUCGACAAAGGGAACAACGCGUUUGCUGGCCUUACAGGUGGUGAGGACAACGCCGAGGCUGAGGGUGAAGAUGAUUCGGACUAG
Verruconis gallopava is the source of this 513-nucleotide messenger RNA. RefSeq lists its product as uncharacterized. Gene Ontology annotation, cellular component: extracellular region. The coding region runs from base 1 to 513 and encodes 170 amino acids. The transcript has 3 exons. NCBI's taxonomy places the organism in Eukaryota, Fungi, Ascomycota, Dothideomycetes, Venturiales, Sympoventuriaceae. The record is from RefSeq and is a predicted model, not a curated record.